UUCCCAGAGAUGCUGGGACGACCGUCCUCAGACAACCCAGAGGUGCUGGUGCUGUAGACCCACGUCAACCUGCUCUGUGGAAGGGGUGGCCGAAGCUGUCCACAGACCAUAUAAGUACUCCUCUUCUCCAUCUCCUCUCCCAGCUAUCCUCUAGAUGUUGCCUGGAGAAGGAUGCGGUUAGGAGUGGUGCUUCCUGAAUCUGACAAAUGUCGUACCCUGACCAAGACUCUUGUAUACAGUCAGUAUGGGGUGAAGAAGGGUCUGUACAGAGGCCGGUCUCUCAACUACAUCUACUGUGUGUACUCACAGGCUGUGGCCUUUAUCACCUAUGGGUUGAUGAAGGGUCUGUACAGAGGCCUGUCUCUCAACUACAUCUACUGUGUGCCCUCACAGGCUGUGGCCUUUAUCACCUAUGGGUUGAUGAAGGGUCUGUACAGAGGCCUGUCUCUCAACUACAUCUACUGUGUGCCCUCACAGGCUGUGGCCUUUAUCACCUAUGGGUUGAUGAAGGGUCUGUACAGAGGCCUGUCUCUCAACUACAUCUACUGUGUGCCCUCACAGGCUGUGGCCUUUAUCACCUAUGGGUUGAUGAAGGGUCUGUACAGAGGCCUGUCUCUCAACUACAUCUACUGUGUGCCCUCACAGGCUGUGGCCUUUAUCACCUAUGGGUUGAUGAAUGGUCUGUACAGAGGCCUGUCUCUCAACUACAUCUACUGUGUGCCCUCACAGGCUGUGGCCUUUAUCACCUAUGGGUUGAUGAAGGGUCUGUACAGAGGCCUGUCUCUCAACUACAUCUACUGUGUGCCCUCACAGGCUGUGGCCUUUAUCACCUAUGGGUUGAUGAAGGGUCUGUACAGAGGCCUGUCUCUCAACUACAUCUACUGUGUGCCCUCACAGGCUGUGGCCUUUAUCACCUAUGGGUUGAUGAAGGGUCUGUACAGAGGCCUGUCUCUCAACUACAUCUACUGUGUGCCCUCACAGGCUGUGGCCUUUAUCACCUAUGGGUUGAUGAAGCAAACCAUCCACCUCAACUAGCUGCUCCCUCACCAUCCAUCUCUACCCUUCAUCGUUGCAUGGCGGGACUGAGGCACGUUCACUGGGGAUAAACGUUCUGAAAGGUUUAGAAAGAUCCCUAGCAGCUGUCUAUCUCAAAACAGCCUGAACAAGAGUGUUCUCUGGGGCUAUAUGUUCUGAAAUGUUAAGGGAAUAUUGCCUAUUAGAUAUGUUAAUUUGCCCUAGUAAACGUUUUCAGUUUUAAGGAAGUCGGCUUCCAUUCGGAGGUGUUGACCCCUGCUACCAGAGGCGGCCAUUGUGGCUCAGCCACUGGAGCCGAGCCUAGUAGCUGCUUACCCCAGUCGGAAAGCAGAGGAAUGCUAGGCGCUGGGCCCCAUGGCAGUGCUAAUCCAGUGCCCAUGUCUGUGUCUGCGCCUAUAAUGUUGUGCUGAAACCAUCCGCCAAACCUGCGGCUUGGCUUUGGACAACACCCCGGCAACUAUUGCCAUGGAUAGCUAUAGACAAUGGCUUCCUCUGCUUCGAUGGGCAGCUAUGGGCAAUGAACCCCUAACAACACUCGUUGGUAAUGCCAUAGAAACCCAAUUAUGUACACUGCUCCCCCAUCCUACCCCACCACCCGCCCCUAAGAAGUCACCCAGCCAAUGACGGAGGGGAAAGUCACACCGGACAAUCUGGCGUAUCCAAUCGGAGGCCUUCUUUUCCUCAUGUACCUACUGUUGUGAGUACAAAUCUAGACACAUAAUCAAUGAGACAAGGAUUUAAAUGUGUAGUAUGUCAGUUAUAAGAGUCCAGAUUCAACGAACAUUUUAUGAGAAUAAAGAAACACUCCCCGAGCUUGUGUUGAACACAGAACUGUACUUUUUGAGCAGCCUAUGUCUAAUAGAAUCCUAAUGAUAAAAUCCCACAUCAGUUUGUUCAAAACUGAACAUAAUUUAUUUUUUAUUUUGAUACUCCCCCAAAAAGUCUUAUUGUCUGUCUGACAUCGAAACAGGUUUGCUUUCUAAUUUUUUCACCCCAUGCAGUUUAACAGAUGUGUCUCUGUAGGAGUGUUGUGUGUGUGUUAAAGCAUCCGUUCGGCUUUCAGUGUGUAGUGUGUCUCUUGUCUAUGGUGCAGGUUAGAUUCAGGGAAUGAGGCCGUGAUUUACUAUUGUAGCGUGCAGAAACAGUUAUGUCUCAUUCUAAUGAUGUUGUGUGUCUACCGGGAGGAUUUAGAAUUGAUAGAGAUUUGUGUCUAUGAGAGAGUCCAAGGGACUAUUAUCCAGUAGGGUUGCAAAAUUAAACUUUUCCAAAAUGCCCAGGUUUCCCAGACAUCCCAGGUACAGGAUGGAAAUGGAACAUGUUGGAAUUUUGGGAAACUUACCUACCAGAAGACUGGUGUUGACAUUGUUCCUAUAAGAGGACCAUGAACUGAUGUAUGGACUGAUGGCGGUGGUUCUAGCAUAUGUUAUAUUUGCUCCCCGUCUACAUUUCCUGUGUUCAGGUGUGUGUAGAAAGAGUUUGUCAGCUACUGAUAUCUAGACACUAGCAUAAAUAAAUACAUGUAAGAUGGUGCUAUAUAAUUUGAAGCACCCAAAUGGAAACCUGAGUUAAGCACUUCAGGAAGAAACUUGCACUUGGAAGAUUCAGCAGAAGACGUGGAUGUCUAUUAAGGCAGCCCCCCGCACCUCUCUGAUUCAGAGGGGGUGGGUUAAAUUCGGAAGACACAUUUCAGUUGAAUGCAUUCAGUUGUACAACCUGCUAGUUAUCCCCCUUUCCUUUGGCUCUUUUGUGUUUAUUUAUGAUAGUGUAGUAUGACUCUGUCCACAAGGGGUCAGAAACGAGUCCGUAAUAUGUUUACCCACAACAACAGCCUGCCCUGGAUGUAACUGGACUUUACAUUACCAUGCUGAAUCAAAAUCAAAUAAUGUAUUGGUCACAUGCGCCGAAUACAAUAGGUGUAGGCUGUACCGUUAAAUGCUUACUUACAAGCCCUUAACCAAUAAUGCAGGGUUUUAACAAAGUAAGAGAAAAUGUGCUUAAUAAACUAAAGGAACGAUAGCCUCAUUAUUGUUAUUUUAUUGUGUUACUAUGUACAAAGCGUUCAUACCCACGACAGAGGUUUCAGUCCAUUGUUAUCAUGAUGAUCCCCACACUGGAGUGCCUUAUGAAUAUGGGCCAUGUUCUUAUCUUGUUAAGCCAAAUGAUGUAAGGAAAUGGGAAGUCAUGAGAAUCAUAUGUACGCUACCGGUCAAAGGUUUUACAACACCAACUCAUUCAAGGGUCUUUCUUUAUUUGUACUAUUUUCUACAUUGUAGAAUCAUAGUGAAGACGUCAAAACUAUGAAAUAACCAAAUCAAAUUUGAUUUGUCUCAUGCGCCGAAUACAACUGCUGUAGACCUGACAGUGAAAUGCUUACUUACAAGCCCUUUACCAACAAUACAGUUUUAAGAAAAAAUACAAAAAUAAGAUAUUAGAAUAACAAAUAAUUAAAGAGCAGCAGUAAAUAACAAUAGCGAGGCUUUAUACAGGGGGUACCGGUACAGAGUCUAUGUAGAGGCUAUAUACAGGGGGUACCGGUACAGAGUCUAUGUGGAGGCUUUAUACAGGGGGUACCGGUACAGAGUCUAUGUGGAGGCUUUAUACAGGGGGUACCGGUACAGAGUCUAUGUGGAGGCUUUAUACAGGGGGUAACGGUACAGAGUCUAUGUGGAGGCUUUAUACAGGGGGUACCGGUACAUAGUCUAUGUGGAGGCUUUAUACAGGGGGUACCGGUACAGAGUCUAUGUGGAGGCUUUAUACAGGGGGUACCGGUACAGAGUCUAUGUAGAGGCUAUAUACAGGGGGUACCGGUACAGAGUCUAUGUGGAGGCUUUAUACAGGGGGUACCGGUACAGAGUCUAUGUGGAGGCUUUAUACAGGGGGUACCGGUACAGAGUCUAUGUGGAGGCUUUAUACAGGGGGUACCGGUACAGAGUCUAUGUGGAGGCUUUAUACAGGGGGUACCGGUACAGAGUCUAUGUGGAGGCUUUAUACAGGGGGUACCGGUACAGAGUCUAUGUGGAGGCUAUAUACAGGGGGUACCGGUACAGAGUCUAUGUGGAGGCUUUAUACAGGGGGUACCGGUACAGAGUCUAUGUGGAGGCUAUAUACAGGGGAUACCGGUACAGAGUCUAUGUGGAGGCUAUAUACAGGGGGUACCGGUACAGAGUCUAUGUGCGGGAGCACCGGUGUCGAGGUAAUCGAGGUAAUAUGUAGGUAGAGUUAUUAGGAGUAGCAGAAGUGUAGGGGGGGGGGGGGAAUGCAAAUAGUCUGGGUAACCAUUUGAUUAACUGUUCAGGAGAAGCUGUUUAUAAGCCUCUUGGACCUAGACUUGGCGCUUUGGUACCGCUUGCCGUGCGAUAGCAGAGAGAACCGUCUAUGACUAGGGUGGCUGGAGUCUGACAAUUGUUAGGGCCUUCCUCUGACACCGCCUGGUAUAGAGGUCCUGGAUGGCAGGAAGCUUGGCCCCAGUGAUGUCCUGGGCCGUAUGCACUACCCUCUGUAGUGCCUUGCGGUCGGAGGCCGAGCGGUUGCCAUACCAGGCAGUGAUGCAAGUCAGGAUGCUCUCGAUGGUGCAGCUAUAGAACCUUUUGAGGAUCUGAGGACCCAUGCAAAUUCUUUUCAGUCUCCUGAGGGAGAAUAGGUUUUGUCGUGCCCUCUUCACGACUGUCUUGGUGUGUUUGGACCAUUCUAGUUUGUUGGUGAUGUGGACUCCAAGGAACUUGAAGCUUUCAACCUGUUCCACUACAGCCCCGUCAAUGAGAAUGGGGGCAUGCUCAGUCCUCCUUUUCCUGUAGUCCACAAUCAUCUCCUUUUGUCUUGAUCACAUUGAGGGAGAGGUUGUUGUCCUUGCACGGCCAGGCACAACUCCAACACCAUCAUUAAGAUUGCUGAUGACACAGCAAGUGGGUAGGCCUGAUCACCGACAACAACGAGACAGCCUAUAGGGAGGAGGUCAGAGACCUACAGCCCCGUCAAUGAGAAUGGGGGCGUGCUCAGUCCUCCUUUUCCUGUAGUCCACAAUCAUCUCCUUUUGUCUUGAUCACGUUGAGGGAGAGGUUGUUGUCCUUGCACGGCCAGGCACAACUCCAACACCAGAGACCUACCACUUGCUGUGUCAUCAGCAAUCUUAAUGAUGGUGUUGGAGUUGUGCCUGGCCGUGCAGUCAUGAGUGAACAUGGAGUACAGGAGUGGACUGAGCACGCACUCCUGAGGGGUCCCCGUGUUGAGGAUCAGCGUGGCGGAUGUGUUGUUACCUACCCUUACCACCUGGGGGCGGCCCGUCAGGAAGUCCAGGAUCCAGUUGCAGAGGGAGGUGUUUAGCUUAGUGAUGAGCUUUGAGGGCACUAUGGUGUUGACCGCUGAGCUGUAGUCAAUGAAUAGCCUUCUCACAUAGGUGUUCCUUUUGUCCAGGUGUGAAAGGGCAGUGUGAAGUGCAAUAUAAAUUGUAUCAUCUGUGGAUCUGUUGGGGCGGUAUGUAAAUUGGAAUGGGUCUAGGGUUUCUGGGAUGAUGAUGUUGAUGUGAGCCAUGACCAGCCUUUCAAAGCACUUCAUGGCUACAGACGUGAGUGCUACGGGUUGGUAGUCAUUUAGGCAGAUUACCUUAGUGUUCUUUGGCACAGGGACUAUGGUGGUCUGCUUGAAACAUGUUGGUAUUACAGACUCAGACAAGGAGAGUGAAAAUGUCAGUGAAGACUUGCCAGUUGGUCAGCGCAUGCUCAGGGGUACACGUCCUGGUAUCCAUCUGGCCUUGCGGCAUUGUGAAUGUUGACCUGUUUAAAGGUUUUACUCACAUCGGCUGCGGAGAGCGUGAUCACACAGUCGUCCGGAACAGCUGAUGCUCUCAUGCAUGUUUCAGUGUUAUUUUGCUUGUCUGGUAGGCUCGUGUCACUGGGUAGUUCUCAGUGGAAUCAUGUAGCACACAUGGAAUCAUGUAGUAACCAAACAAGUGUUAAACAAAUCAAAAUAUAUUUUAUAUUUGAGAUUCUUCAAAUAGCCACCCUUUGCCUUGAUGACAGCUUUGCACACUCUUGGCAUUCACUCAACCAGCUUCAUGAGGUAGUCACCUGGAAUGCAUUUCAAUUAACAGGUGUGCCUUGUUAAAAGUUCAUUUGUGGAAUUUCUUUCCUUCUUAAUGUGUUUGAGCCAAUCAGUUGUAUUGUGACAUGGUAGGUGCGGUAUAUAGAAAAUAGUAUGGACUUGGUUGUUUUACCAAAUAGGGCUAUGGCAAGAACAGCUCAAAUAAGCAAAGAGAAAAAACGACAGUCCAUCAUUACUUUAAGACAUGGUCAGUCAAUACAGAACAUUUCAAGAACUUUAAAUGUUUCUUCAAGUGCAGUCGCAAAAACCAUCAAGCGCUAUGAUGAAACUGGCUCUCAUGAGGACCACCUCAGGAAUGUAAGACCCAGAGUUACCUCUGCUGCAGAGGAAAAGUUCAUUUGAGUUACCAGCCUCAGAAAUUGCAGCCCAAAUAAAUGCUUCACAGAGUUAAAGUAACAGACACAUCUCAACAUCAACUGUUCAGAGGAGACUGUGAUUCAGGCCUUCAUGGUUGAAUUGCUGAAAGAAACCACUAGUAAAGGACACCAAUAAGAAGAAGAGACUUGCUUGGGCCAAGAAAUAUGAGCAUUGAACAUUAGACUGGUGUAAAUUUGUCCUUUGGUCUGGAGUCCAAAUUGGAGAUAUUUGGUUCCAACCGCCGUGUCUUUGUGAGAUGUGAUGUGGGUGAACGGAUGACCUCCGCAUGUUGUAUUUCCCACGUAAAGCAUGGAGGAGGUGUGAUGGUGUGGGGGUGCUUUGCUGAUGACACUGUGAUUUAUUUAGAAUUCAAGGCACAGUUAACCAGCAUGGCUACCACAGCAUUCUGCAGCAAUAUGCCAUCACAUCUGGUCUCAAUAGUCUAAAGUCACUUCUUUUCCCAAUCUGCUUUCCUUCAGCUGCACUGAACGAGCUGGUUAGGUAAACACUACUUCCUGGUAGGCCGCUUCCAUACUGCUUUCAGCUAUCCUGUGUUUUCAGAUCAGUGCAGAAAUGGAGAGGAUUUUGUUUUAGUGGACCAUUUAAAAUACAUAAAAAAUGUACACCCGGCAACAGAUACAUACCAUUAACUGUCAACGAUAUAAACACAAAGUUGAAAGACUUGUUUCCAUUGUGGUCCUCUUGAGAAGAGGAAGCCACUUUUUUUCUUACUAUUGAGAUGCACCCUCUAACUUCCCUGAAGGCCAAGCAACACAGGACUUACAUGUAUGUUACAGGGCUAUAAAAAAGAUUAGGCCAUACUCUCUUUGGAGCACUGAUGCUCUGUCCCAAUGCACAUCUCUCCUAUGGGAAUGUUUACCACUGUCCCAAUGCACAUAUCUCCUAAGGGAAUGUUUACCACUGUCCCAAUGCACAUCUCUCCAAUAGGAAUGUUUACCACUGUCCCAAUGCACAUCUCUCAUAUGGGAAUGUUUACCACUGUCCCAAUGCACAUAUAUCCUAAGGGAAUGUUUACCACUGUCCCAAUGCACAUCUCUCCUAAGGGAAUGUUUACCACUGUCCCAAUGCACAUCUCUCCUAAGGGAAUGUUUACCACUGUCCCAAUGCACAUCUCUCAUAAGGGAAUGUUUACCACUGUCCCAAUGCACAUCUCUCCUAAGGGAAUGUUUACCACUGUCCCAAUGCACAUCUCUCCUAAGGGAAUGUUUACCACUGUCCCAAUGCACAUCUCUCCUAUAGGAAUGUUUACCACUGUCCCAAUGCACAUCUCUCCUAUAGGAAUGUUUACCACUGUCCCAAUGCACAUCUCUCCUAAGGGAAUGUUUACCACUGUCCCAAUGCACAUCUCUCCUAAGGGAAUGUUUACCACUGUCCCAAUGCACAUCUCUCCUAAGGGAAUGUUUACCACUGUCCCAAUGCACAUCUCUCCUAAGGGAAUGUUUACCACUGUCCCAAUGCACAUCUCUCCUAAGGGAAUGUUUACCACUGUCCCAAUGCACAUCUCUCCUAAGGGAAUGUUUACCACUGUCCCAAUGCACAUCUCUCCUAAGGGAAUGUUUACCACUGUCCCAAUGCACAUCUCUCCUAAGGGAAUGUUUACCACUGUCCCAAUGCACAUCUCUCCUAAGGGAAUGUUUACCAAUGAUUUCUCCCAGCCCACCCAUGGCACGGUAGCUAAGCCCUUAGCCUUCACCUCUUAAGUCAAUCUCAUCGAUGCUCAGACUUUAUUCUCUACGGUCUUUUGUACAAGAUUUGUUAUUUUGGCGCUAGGAAACUUUAUGCCGUAACCAAACAAGUGUUAAACAAAUCAAAAUAUAUUUUAUUUUCGAAUUCUUCUUUUCUUAUUUAACUAGCAAGUUGGUUAAGGACUAAUUGUUAUUACAAUUACGGCCUACCCCAGCCAAACCUGGACGCUACCCUAUUACAGCCGGAUGUGAUACAGCCUGGAUUCGAACCAGGGAAUGUAGUGACACCUCUCUGCACUGAGAUGCAUUGCCUUAGACCGCUGCGCCACUCGAGAGCCGUGUUUAGUUGUCUGAAACCAGGGUUAUGUUCAGCAGUGUAAACGUGGGGGAAAACAUUUUGUCAAAUGCAAAUGACAGAUUGAGGCAGCAUCUUUUCUGUUUCACAGCGUUUCAUCCCAUUGAGGUGCCUGCUGAAUGUGACCUUGUUGAAACAGUUUUGUGAUUCCUAUCAUGGGUUUAAGACAUGAUUGUCUCAGUUAAUGUAUGUGCUUAGGGUGAGAUUGGUUGCAUUGAUAAGUGGAGCACCUGAGAUGUCUGCAGUAAUACAUUCAAUGUGUUUAUUCUGUAGACCUAAACUAUGCUUUUGAAACGCUACGGGCCAAAGUCCUUAAGAUCUACGCUUGUAACUCAAAUGUUCAUGUAAAUCUUCAUUUACAUCAUUACUUGGUUCAGAGUUAGGGCCAAUUCCAUUUCAAUUCAGCCAAUUCAGGAAGUAAACUGAAAUCCCAAUUCUAGCCAAACCUUGUCAGAAUUCAGGCCUAAAGGGAACAUAUCAACUCACUGCUGCUCAAUAUAUCCUGACAGUAGUCUACACAUGACCUAUCCUAGCCUGGUUAAAACAGACUAAAUAAACACUGCUCACCUUACCGUAUGGACGAUGGUGAGUACAGCGUUAUGUCUUGUGUAACCAGGCUAGAACUACCCCGUCUUCAGAUCCGUUUAUUUAGGAUCCAUGUUUAAUGAUGAUAUUCUAAUAAUAUAUCAGGGAAGGAAUGGUUUACUUAUUUUUAUUUAUACAUCCAUUUUUGUCAGUUUCUUGUUCUGAUUUUAUAAAUGAUAAAAGAUCAGAAUUGUGUUAAAAUGUUGUAUGUUAUUGAGUCAUUUUAAAGGCUGUUAUUUCUCAUACAGAACUUAUGAUUUGGUUGGUUGUUAGGAAUUUUAUGAAUAAAUGACUAAACAAUAUCCCCAUUUUAAAUGAAACUGUAAUGAAGUAAACUAUACCCUGUUUUAUUAUAUCUGAUUAACAAUAUGAGUUCAUAAGUGAGGGAUUGUGGAGCCUGAAACAGGGGGUAAUUACAUUUAAAUAAAUACCAUUCCAGCCAGGUUGGAGGAGAUUAGGAGUAAGGGUUUUUAAGUAAGCAGAAAAGGUCUUUAAACUAUGGUUGAACUGACGAAACUUAGCUCUGGGGUGUUUUAGAUAAGGCAGUGAGUGCAUUCCCAGGUUUUCUGUUAACUAGAACAGUCAGCUAAGUGGUGAUCGAUAAUGGUGAGGGGUCAAGAGUUAAUUCAGUUAUAUAGUGUGUCCUGUGUGUGCGCUAGUGAGACGGAAUGAACUUUUAAACUUGCUUUGUCUCGGUCGGGAGGAGGAGAUUCAUUCACCAAUGACGUCAUAUUUUGUAUAUAAACUGUUGUUUGUGGUUACAUGGCAGCGCACUCCGAGAAUAAAUACUAUUAUCUAUUUUUGAUAA
Molecule: messenger RNA, 9943 nt
Organism: Oncorhynchus nerka (sockeye salmon)
Lineage: Eukaryota; Metazoa; Chordata; Actinopteri; Salmoniformes; Salmonidae
Product: solute carrier family 25 member 16-like
Exons: 3
Coding region: 172-1035 (287 amino acids)
Source: RefSeq, a predicted model, not a curated record